UAGACAAUGUUGAUCAUGAAUUCUGUUUAAAUAGAACUCUGGAGAUAUAUGAAUUUGUACUCGAGAUAGGUGAAUUAGUACUCGAGAUAGGUGAAUUAGCGUCAAUCGGUAAACUAUCGGGUUUAUUUUCAGCUAGAACAAUUUGAAUUACAGCUAUGGCUCUUCGUGUUCUAAUCCUAUUUGUGUCAGCUGUUUGUGCCACAAACAAAAUGUGUGCGAAAUUGGAUACUUUUGGACCUGAAAUUUCAAGAAACACCUACCGUCCUGGCGAAGUCAUUUCAACAGUUGACAAUACCGAAUUGGUGACGUGUAUGCAAACAUGUCUGCAGUUUAACCUGUGUACCUUUAUCAAUUUCAAUACACAGUUGGGGGUGUGUUAUUUGAUGACACCUAAAGACAAUUCGACAACUCUGGGAGGCACCCCGGCUUCUGCAGAUUCACGCGAUGUCGUUUCCAGCAUGGCGAGUUCGUGGUCCAGGGAUAUAAUACAUGGUCCGUGUUUGAACCACGACUGUCCGAAUAAUUCUUACUGUAUUGACAAAGAUAAAGACACAAGGGAGUGUCAGGUUAUUGGUUGUGUGGGUUCAUCAUUAGUACCAUAUAUUGACAACAGUAGAUUUGAGGCAAAGACCAUGUGGAAAAUAGACGAUGCUAUCAUUUUACCAUGUUUAUAUGACUCUUCAGGGCCAACGUCUUGCACUGCUGACGGCUCUUGGUCAGAAUUUGAAUGUCACCAAGCUCCACCAACAGACUGCUCCGACGCCAUUAAUAAAAACUACACUGUAGGUGCUGUUCCGAUCACUAUUGACGUUGAUGGUGGAGGUCCAUUAGACAAAAUAGAAGUUUUGUGUGAUGGGAUGGUUACAGUUGUUUAUCACAAUGCCACAGCGAAAACUUUGGUAGACGGUUUUAAUUCGCCGUAUUCUUUUAAACUUCAUCUUCAAUACACAGUCUCAUUGGACCACAUCAGGGUCAUCAAACAAAAUUCCAACAACUGUGAGCAGUUUCUUAGGUACGAUUGUUUCGGGUCGAGGCUCAUUGGUUAUGCAGCGUGGAGAACCAUUCAUCAACAAAGGGCGUACUAUUUUGCUGGGAACGGAACUGACAGUGAAUCGUGUGCCUGUGGGAUUGGGGAUUCAUGUGAUAAAACAGGUGUGAAAUGUAAUUGUAAUAUAAACGACAACGUUUGGAGAGAUGAUUCGGAUUUUAUUACUAACAUCACUGCUUUGCCAAUAACUGCUUUUGAAGCUGGCGACACGGGGUUCGUGGACUAUUAUGAUGAAAGGGCAUUUGUUUCAAUUGGACCUCUUCGAUGUCAGUGAUCAGAUUUAUGAUAAAAUAAUAUACAUUUAUUUUCGUGGACAAGAAAUAUUUAAAUAAUUUUCGGGUUUAUACAACAUUACAAGAAAGUGAACACUGCCAUGUUCAUAUGACAGUUAAGGACAUUUUGAUUGAGUGAAAGUAUCUCAAGGGUGUUAUAUCGCCUUUUUACCGUUGCCAGUCACUACAUGUAUUAUUUACACAACCGGUUCUAUAUUGCAAAAUACUAGACUUUUUAAAAAACACAAAUUCUUAUAAUAAAUUUUAAUUGCUUUUUCA
Messenger RNA from Patella vulgata (common limpet), 1599 nucleotides. RefSeq names its product contactin-associated protein-like 2. Bases 156 to 1322 code for a protein of 388 amino acids. NCBI's taxonomy places the organism in Eukaryota, Metazoa, Mollusca, Gastropoda, Patellidae. The record is from RefSeq and is a predicted model, not a curated record. The transcript is spliced from 4 exons.